Messenger RNA from Seminavis robusta, 4687 nucleotides. The record is from the annotation of a GenBank genome assembly. Lineage: Eukaryota; Bacillariophyta; Bacillariophyceae; Naviculales; Naviculaceae.
CAAAAAGCUUUUGCAUUCCUUUUGUGCUCACAGCUACUGCUGAUACCGGUAGUACAGUACGUGUUCUAUUGUCCAUUAUAAAGGACAGCUGUCGUCUAUAGCGUUCUGUCUAUCUAUCACCUUCCAUGUCAUGAUGAAGGGAGCUCCGACAGAUAGAAGAAAGGACGAAGGAGUGAACGGCAGUGUCGGCAAAGGCGGAGCCGCAAACGGCCAUCAUCAUUCGGAAGUGAGGAAUGCGACUUGUGCACCAGUCUCUACCAACCAGCAACUUGCCGGCAUCACGGCAUUGGCGACACGACGAGGGUCUACCACAAAAAAUGGAACUACCCCACCGUCCAGAACGCCAAUGAAAAAUUCUGGGUUGACGGACGAUGAGAUGGAUCGUAUCAAGGAAGAGGAAAAACUGACACAACUCUCCCCGGCCGUUACAUUGGUUCUACAAGAUGACAAUGACAGCAAAAAUCAACACAACACCAGUGCAACCACUCCACAGAAACAGAACCAAAAUCUCCCAGCUAUACGCCGCCGUAAAGCCGGGUCCAGUCCAUCACCGCCAAGGAGAAAUCCUUCCAACCACCAGUGGCAUCAAUUGCAACAAUUUCAGGAAAAGGCUGCGACUCCUGAUGAUACACAAUCCAGAUUGAAGGAAGGGACCACUCCGGUGGUGCAGGAAGAGGGUAGCGGAAACAGCCAUCCAAACGAUACAACAACAGCAUCGCACCCAAGCAAGCGUCCUCGAGCCACUCAACGCAAGCACUCUGGUCCUCCAAGAUUACAACCAGAAACAGCCAAACGAAGUCAAUCUGAGAGCACUGAUGGGUUGAAGAAGGAAGAAGGGGCAAAGAAAAAUGAUGACACAUGGAUGAAGGAAAUCAAAGAACAAGAGAGAAUCACGCGAUUGAACCCAGCUGUCACCUUGGCACUGAAAAACAGUGCUACCAGUGUGGAGGCACCCGCGAUAGCAGCAAAAGCCACCAGUACUUCCGCCAAGACCGACAAAAAGCCAAAGAUAGCCACACGAAGUAUAUCAAAUACCACGGAUGGGCUGAAGGAAGGGACAAAGACAAAUGACGACCAAUUGAUGGACGAAAUCAAAGAACAAGAGAGAAUCACGCGAUUGAACCCUCCUGUCACCUUGGCACUAAAGAACAGUGCUACCAGUGCGGAGGCCCCCGCGUUAGCAGCAAAAACAACAGCAGCCACCACUACUUCUGCUGCGAACGACAAAAAGGCCAAAGCUGUCUUUGUCAAAAUGGAAAGUGGCGAUGAUGAUGAUUGGCGCAGACGAAUGCGUUUCAUGAACGAUGGGGAUUCAGGGGCAUUAGCACAGCUCAGACACGACGAACAGCAACGCAUCCACGGACCAUCCUAUGCCAGUUCAAGGCCGAGAAUAUCCACUUCUUCUUCUGACCCAGUAGCAGCCAAAAGUGCACCCCAGAAAUCUCCGGUUCAUCAGGGCAAUGGUGGUGAAUCGGGUGAGAAUUCCGACGAUCUCAUGAAGAUCGUGGCGAAACGAUCCUACGACUCGGAGUUGUCCGAAUUGUCGGACGAGUUCACACGUCAACAACGGCAACAGAGUGCUGCCAUGCACACCGGGACCAGCAACGGCACAAAUGACGACACAGCCGCCAACUACAGUCAGAACGCCAAGAAGCGCAUCCAAGGGGGGGUGCAACCAGGGGCGUUUGGAGCGGCCCCGGGGGUUCAGCCGUCCCGCAACCUGUCACUUCGAUAUUCGGCACUGACCCGGCCCAGCACUGCUGGGAUACCCAGUACGAUGGAAUUCACAACAACAACAACAACAAUGGAUGAAGAAACGACAUCUGAAAUGAGUCAGCAGCAGCUCGACACGUAUCAACAAGAAUUGGAAAAUUACCGCAGAGACCAGGAAGAUUCCAACCAAAGCCUUUUGAAAAAUUCCGCAACUCUCACCAGCAGUGCUACUUCGAAGGAACCAAUUUCCAAACGAAAUCAAGGAUUGGUGGAAGCCCAUCUUGUGUUAUCCGAGCCACAAAUCAAGAUUCAAGCCGACAAAUACGAAGCUCCACCGCAAGAGUUCAUUGCCGCUAAGGAACACAGGCGACGUUGUCGAUUGGCGCAAUCUUUGUGCAUCCUUCUUUUGGUGUUUACAGUCGUGGUCCUUUUGAUACUGUUCGCGGCUGAUGCAAUCUUCCCUAACCACCAUCCAGACCAAACAACACAUGCUCCUUCCUCGAUGCCUUCUUUAUCUCCGACAAUUGCCCCUACAUACUAUCAGCAUAAUGUUGGAUUGCCCAACUACACGCUGGAAGUCAUGGAAACAAACCCCUACUCUCCGCAGGCUAGGGCAUAUGAUUGGAUUCAGGAGGAUGAUAUGUUUGAUAGCUACAGCCCCUAUCGACAACUGCAGCGGUUUGUUUUGGCAACAUUCUACUUUGCUACCAAUGGUGAUUCAUGGAUAGUCAAUAAAAACUGGUUGUCACAUGAUCUGCAUGAGUGUACAUGGCACACCAAAGGAUUGGAUCUAGAAGGGACUGGUACACCAAUGUGUGAGGAUGAGCAAGUUGUUGCUCUGUUGUUGACCAAGAAUGGGCUCUCUGGAAGACUUCCACCAGAGCUGAGCCUGCUGACUACACUGCAGGUUCUGGAUGUUGCCACAAACGACGUCAAGGGGACCAUCCCAAGCCAAUUGGCACUUCUGACAUCCCUAAGAGAGCUCGUUCUGGAUGUCAAUGAGCUCUCAGGAGAGGUGCCCUCUGAACUGGGUCAGUUGGCUCUUCUUGAAUGGUUCUACGUUCAUACCAACAACAUUAUUGGCACGAUGAUUACAGAACUUGGCCUCUUGACCAACCUCAAGGAUUUGGCAUGGGGUAGAACCAUGACGAGAGGUACCCUCCCAACCGAACUCGGUAGACUUGUCAAAUCAACAAAUUUAUGGCUUGGAUCCAAUGCACUCGAAGGCCCCCUUCCUUCAGAGUUGUUCCUGCUGACUGACCUCAAUGAAAGCGUUGUUCUGGGUAACCAGUUUCUAUCAGGAACUAUUCCAAGUGAGAUUGGGAUGCUCUCGAAUCUUUGGGGAAUGUUCCUUGCAGGCAAUUCACUAUCUGGCAGCAUACCGACUGAAGUGGGUCUCAUGACCGCUUUAAAUCAGCUCUAUCUCGCAAGAAACAAUCUCACCAGCACAUUGCCAACAACCGUAGGCACCAUGCAGAACAUGACUUAUCUGUAUUUCUCGCAUAACCAUGUCAAUGGGAGCAUUCCUACAGAGAUUGGGACAAUGAGCAACUUGGAAUAUCUUGAUUUUGAGAACAACACCAUGAGUGGUACUGUCCCAGCUCAGGUUGGUCAGCUCUCUGCUUUGAUACAGUUCAGAGCGAAUGACCAGAGUUUUUCUGGGGCUUUGCCCCAUGAACUAGGCAUGCUCUCUAAUCUGAAGUUCUUGGAUGUUGGUCGCAACCAACUCAACUCCACAAUUCCCUCAGAAUUCAUGCAAAUUGCAUCCUUGGAAGAAGUCAAACUGGAACAGAAUUUUCUCUAUGGACCUCUUCCAAGUGAGAUUGGGCUAUUGGUGAAUUUGACUUGGCUAGUGCUUGACUCCAAUUAUCUUUCGUCAUCCAUUCCACCCGAAUUCUUUGCUGAGCUGCGUUCUUUGGAACACCUACACCUGCAGGACAACCAUCUGACUGGGGCCUUGCCUUCUGAGAUUUCUGCUUUGAGGUCUCUGGUGGACCUGCGGUUGAAUGCAACAUUUCUGAAUGGGACUAUUCCAACCGAAAUAGCAUUGUUGGCCCCAAACCUGGAACAUCUUGAUCUAUCUUCCACCAACAUUUCAGGGAGCAUACCCUCAGAACUUGGUACCAUGACCUCACUGACAUGGUUGAAACUGGACAAUACACAGCUCAGUGGCGAGAUACCAACAGAAUUGAGCAACUUGGCUGUCAAUGGCAGUCUUGCUAGGUUCAACAUCAAUGACACCCUUGUCAAUGGCGAAAUUCCAUCAGAUCUCUGUGCCGUUCCCGAUUUUCACUUUGAUUGUUCUUUUGAUCUUUGUGGGUGUUUCUGUGUCUGCCUUUCCUUGGCUCAUGGGAAUUGGCAAAUAUCUCUUCUGGAUGACUUUAAUGUCACAGAUGAUGGUCUUUGGGGUUGAGAGACAAGCACUUGUGGAAGGCUGUUGUGCGCGCACGGGGAAAGGCAAGGCGAUGAUGCUCAAAUGAAUCUCCUGGGCUCUCGGGCACUUCAGUGGCUUCACUCAGGUCUGUGGGCAAACCCAAUGGUCGAAUGCGAUAAGGGGAUGGAAGAUGUAUUUUUGUACCAGCUAGUAAUGAGCUGUUCUUGUACUGACUAGCUAGAAGGCACCAGGGGAUUCGAUUCCUGCCCAUUGAAACGUGUAGCGAUCGAAUCUGUAGCAGGGCCAACACCCUUCUCCGCCAAUAGUUGCAUUCCUUUCUUUGGCUCAACAAUAAUACUAGCCCCAGCGGAAACAGAUUCGAUUCCAAAGGAGGAGAGUCCAGGCUGCAUCCUGGCUCCAUGGUCUUUCCCCUGUCUUUCCCCUGCGGUAGCUACACCAGCCAGCAUUCAUGGUACAGAGGGUCCGAUCCCACAUGGCAACACACCUGGGCUAUCCUAAGUAAUUUCACCUGGGGUGCGACGUUAAUUAAAUUGACCCUUAAAUAAUUUUUUGUCCUAAUCAAACAAGUUCCCCCGCGCA